Messenger RNA from Ciona intestinalis (vase tunicate), 3723 nucleotides. The record is from RefSeq and is a predicted model, not a curated record. Lineage: Eukaryota; Metazoa; Chordata; Ascidiacea; Phlebobranchia; Cionidae.
AGGUUUUGUAGAUUUCGUCGAAAAGAUCAACCAGAAAAUUAUCCACGAUUCCGUCGCUUGGAACCAUCGAGAGCAUUCCGUAAAUAGCGGAAGUUCCGUUUUUCGGAUUAGUUCCAUUUUUCUGCAAAGAAGGGAAACCUUGUGUAAAAAUAGUCCUUACUGUGGCUGUGUAAUAAAAGAUCACCUUGCUUGUUGCCGUUUCCAUUUGUCAACAAAAUGUACAUACCCAAACGGCGGUAAUCGAUCAAUUACUUCAACCUUACAUUACCUUGACCUGCUCGACCGACUGUUUCAGAUCCGAAACCCAUUCGUCACAGCUUUUAAUAUGGUUGGGUAAUAUUGAACAAUGAACUGAGUCCGGACCUCUUUGUGCUUCCAUUUUCCAACCUGUUAAAAUAUGCCAUUGUAUAAAACAAACCACACACGGCACAUGUCUUAUUUUUGUCAAGUAAAAUUGUAUGGUAAAGUGGGGAAAAUGUGACACCUUUUCAUUCUAUUUUCUCGUCUCAUUUAGUAGUAAACAAAGAACAUUCAAAAAUUUAUAAAACCGCAUCCUUACGACUCCCAUAGACCAUUUGUUAAUUGUUAAAAACACGAUCAGGAUAUAUUUGGAUAUCAUAUGCUAAACGUGUCCAUCUUACCCUACAGUACUGUAUAUUUACAACUACAGUAAUAUGGUACGGACAGUUUACAAGAGGCCACCGUACUAAAAUUAAGCAGACGUUGUCAAAAUUUCCAACAAUUACUCAUUGGAAGAUACCUCUAACAAAGUUAUAUGAUGCAAACAACGAUGCAAUAAAUCAUUUGGGGAAAAUGAGUACCCCUGCUGUUGAUGUCUAUAUGCAUAUUGACGCAAUGACGCAUGAAAUUACGUAAUGUUAAAAUAGAAUCCUGGUAACCCAUAAAGUUAAGCUUGCACUUGUAUGUUGUAUUUGCAAGCAUCAAUCUACAAUCUAAAAAAUAUAGUACUGUGAGGGGAGAUGGGACAACUUUAGCACAUAAUAUCAAAAUAUCCUGAUCUUUCAAACAAGUAACACCAGCCUGUGGGAGUCGCAAAGAUAAGGUUUUUAUUCUAUUAAAUGUUUUUUGUUUACUACCAAAUGGGACGGGAAAUUAUAAUGAAAAGGUGUCCCAUCUUCCCCCACCCUACUCUUAUGGAACCCUGGUAACCGACAAAGUUAACCUUGCACGUGUAUGUUGCAUUUGCAAGCUAGAAUCUAGAAAUUACAUCAAGAAAAACAAGCUACGUUUUGUAGUAUUGUUGUGUUCGUUUGCGUGUCUGCAAUAUGACGCUAUUUGUCACUUCCUAUAAAGCAGUCUUCUGAAUAAACAUGUUGUCGACGUUGGUGAGCGUGUUCUCAGUAAUUGAAUACCAAGAAUAGCGUUAAGGCUUUGGUACACGUUCCCUGCCUAAGUAUUGCGGGGAACUAGUAGUCAGGAAUGGGGUACUCGCCUAAUCCUGGUACUGUAAUUUAACUCAAGUAUAGAUGUCGUUUCAGCGAGUGAUAAACGACUUGCCAAUUAAUUUGAAUGCGGAUGUGGAUCGACAAUUCGGACAAAGCGGCGAGAGAACAAUUAACGAGUGAAUUCGCUAUAUCGCGUUGUGCGGUUUGCUGCUGGAAAAACUGCUACAGUUUCGGUUCGGGGGUUAGCCAUGUAGAAGGAAGUGCUUCGUCACAACCCGUGCUGGUGCAGUUAUGAAACAAAUUUAAGUUUUGCUUCGGAAGAGAGGGAAGUUAUAGUUAUAUAGGAACGAGGGCUCAUUAAUGAGAUCAAACAGUGUGCAGUGUGCAAGGCAAUGUACUGCAUAAUAGCUGAACAUGUUUCGUGUUUUGUCCGGUAUGCUUAACUAUCAAUGCUUAUAAGCCAAGUAUAGCUACAUGUAUUUGAAACGAAAGGAAAAGAAGCGUUUUCUGUACGAGUUUUUUUUACAAAUAUAGUUUAAAGUAUUUUUGCAUUGAAAUCAACUAUAGGGGUUUCUGUUCAGUCAUUAUGUUGCGAGUUGCAAUGUUCGUAGUUGUUUAUGUGAGUAUUUUAGUGGCGAGCAAACAUAUUCAUCAUACGAAAAACGGAGAGAAAACACAUUUGCGAACGAAAAACUCAAUUACAGGUCACAGGAACGUCCGCGUGGAUUCGGUUAUGCUGCGGCAUACAGUCGUCUGGGAUCGAUUUCCAGGGGAGAACAACUUCUCCGUAUUGUACAGGAGCAAGGGCACAUUGAAAUGGAUGCAAAUCCCCCAAAGUCGGAUGAUUGACAGCACCCACUGUGACGCAAGCCACGAGUUCCGUAACGCGCUACUCACCUACUACAUAACUGUAGUCAGCGAUAUCAACACUCAAGUGACCGAGAAAAUCCAAUUCAGACCAGAACUCGACACAACGUUGCUGCCGCCUCAAUUCAGCGCUUUUCGUCACAAAGAAGUAAUUUUCAUUCGACCGGUCGCUCCUGUUAACUUAGGAACAGGGCAAAUGCUAAUAGAAGAAAUGAGGACGCUAAAAUACCAGGUUCAUUACUACACACCAAGAAAACCUAUUUUGUCAGAAAAUAUCAGCGUUCUUAUUCACGACACACAAAUAGCUUCACCGUCUUUAGACCCUUCCCGGCAAUUCUGUUUCCGAAUCCGACUCUUCGAACCGGAUUAUGCUGCAGUACAUGCGAAGUCCGGCUUCAGUGUUUGGAGUAAUACGACUUGCUUCAAGGGCCAACACGAACCCAAAUCAGUAAAAAUCCAUGACAGGACAGCGUUGACUGGGGUGGGGGUUUCACUCGGUUGCGUCCUGUUUAUUUUCCUUCUAUUCUAUGGCACAUACCGCGGGUACAAGGUGUACAAGAGUUUGCACAAAGUAGGAGAAGUUCCAAAAAGCUUGAACGCUGUGUUGGCGGAAAUGGAAGCCAUGACCGUAGACCGUUACCAGAGUUGGACGCCAAACACAGAAAUGUACGAUGUUGUCAGUCUCAAACCUUUAAGAGCUGAAUGCAGCUAUUCUACACGAAGAACCGACGACCAAGGCGAUGUAUUCUUAUACGGAUUUGGAAAGCAGCAGGCCUCUUCUGGAAUGGUUUAUGGUGAAAACUGGACACCGCCCUCAACUGAAACAAUGGGAAGAAGAAAAAGUCGCGGAUACCACAGCGUGUCCUCCGAGAGCACAGACGGUGAACCACAGGAUGGAGGAUACGUACAUUGUGGUUUAAACCUACCAGGUCACGGAAGUUCUUUUAACCGUUGGCCUCGGCAAGUAAACGAGUAUUUGCCGGUCAAUGCAGAAGGCGGGUUUAACCAAACUAACACUCAGAGAGCGCAACAUACUCUAUAUUCUGGGAAAGAGAAUAACCAGUGUCUGGCUCCAACGAGUUUAAUGGCAGUCGCGAGGGAUUCUGGGUGUUACACACCUUCGGUAGUAUUGGAAAAAGGACUGGAUUCUGAUCAUUGUCAAGUUAAUAAUCCAACAUAUUCGUCCGAUGUCAACCGAAGCACGCCGGAUCUAUUCCAUACAGAAGAUAAGCUAUAACUGUUUGGAUCGAGUUACGGCGGGACUAUACGCUGUACAGGAUGAUAAAUUGGGGUAAUACAUCAAGUCCGUUUGGAACGCCAAGGAUGACCGAGAAAAAUUUCCCGGAAAGCGUUGAACUAGCACCUUGUUCCUUGUAAAUACCUAGUGUUUUUGGUAUGGAAUUCGAAUCGACUUUAGUGUUGUUGUGCAUAAAGAAAGACUUCGUUUACC